Messenger RNA from Hyla sarda, 1000 nucleotides. Its product is annotated as interleukin-1 beta-like. Bases 31 to 831 code for a protein of 266 amino acids. The transcript is spliced from 7 exons. Gene Ontology annotation, molecular function: cytokine activity; interleukin-1 receptor binding. The record is from RefSeq and is a predicted model, not a curated record. Gene Ontology annotation, biological process: inflammatory response; immune response; cellular response to lipopolysaccharide. NCBI's taxonomy places the organism in Eukaryota, Metazoa, Chordata, Amphibia, Anura, Hylidae.
GACAUUCUGACUAUUCAGAAAGAUAACACAAUGGCAGCAGUUCCAGAAUUAUGUGACCAGCUGAUGGAAUACAGUGAAAAUGAUGAAUUAUUUUACACCAAUGAUGUCCCUGACAAAAUAAAGGUCAAUAAGUGUUCACACUGUUAUGAAAACCGGGUAACUAUAAAAAAGCUGGAGAUAAGAAAGCCCGAAAAAUCAGUGCACUUAUUCAAGAAGGUGAAAGUGCUUGUUACAGUUGUGAAAAAGAGAGGAUUUAACAACCAGUGCUUUUUCAAAGAUGAUGACCUACUGACUCUAGUCCCGGUUAAAGAAAACAUUGCCUUCAGGCAAGAAGAGAUUCAAGAAGCACCUAAGACUAGGUUCCUCUACAAUCUGACAACAGAGCAUGCUAUACGAGACACAAAAAUGAGGUCCUUGAAACUGGAAGGCAACAAUUUUAUUGUGGUUACAUUUUUAGAAGGGGAGAAUGCUCAACUGGAAGUAAAAAUAAUUGUAAACACUUAUCUUGAACAAAAUCUUGAAAACAACAAACGUCCCGUCUCAUUGGGUAUCGUAGGCCAAAAACUUUAUUUAUCCUGCACUGCAGAAGGGAUCGCAGAUCAGGUGCCCACUCUCACAGAAGUUGACAACAUAAAAGAAAAGAAAACAGAUAGUGACUUGUUACCUUUCAUCUUCUACUCCAGACAAGAUGGCAGUCACUGCUCUUUUGAGUCUGCGGCCUUCCCUGGAUAUUAUUUAAGCGCAUCUCAAGACGAGGGGGAGAAACUGCAAUUGAGGCAAACAAGUGACGUCUUAGUGAGAGAGUUCAGACUGACUCCACAGUUAAACUGAGAUGCGGUCACGUACUGUAUACGUACAAACUAUUCACUGUGCAGGAUUAUUCCUAUUCUAAAAGAGUCUGUGAGUUCGAAAGUCUUCUCAAACUAUCUUGUGGUGCCUCAACAGCCAAACCUCGGGCCUACACAUCCAUGUAAAAAGACAGAUAUGUAGAUGAGAAGUG